Messenger RNA from Cylicocyclus nassatus, 258 nucleotides. Lineage: Eukaryota; Metazoa; Nematoda; Chromadorea; Rhabditida; Strongylidae. The record is from the annotation of a GenBank genome assembly.
AUUCAACUUCGGUACUUUCGCAUAUCUAUCCAGCUUUCUACGAAUUGCAAGUUGACGUUCAACGUCUAUAUCCUGAAAUCAAGAUUCUUCCAGCCUCUGCCGAUGGUUACGCUGACUCACCGAAUGCAAUUCAGCCAGCCGUCUCUUAAAUGCAGAACGUCGCCUGCGAACUUAAGCUGCUAAGCACGGGUCUAUUCUAUCUAGGAGUCGCGAAAUGCUCGAAAAUCGCACUUCGGCGGAUAGCGUAAUAUCGCUAGC